This is a messenger RNA of Cornus florida, 924 nucleotides long. RefSeq names its product CASP-like protein 2B1. The coding region runs from base 6 to 701 and encodes 231 amino acids. Lineage: Eukaryota; Viridiplantae; Streptophyta; Magnoliopsida; Cornales; Cornaceae. The transcript is spliced from 3 exons. The record is from RefSeq and is a predicted model, not a curated record.
UGUUGAUGUUUGUAUUUUGGACUUUGUUGGGUUUUUGUUGUGGGGUUAAAAGGUCUCUUCGAGUGGUUUUUGCUAGUACUCUUUUGGUAAAAAUGAGCUAUCUUGGUGUUGGGUCGAGUCCGGGGAAUGUUCCAGUUUUUCAUGGGAGCAAUUUGAGGAUGGUUGACCGGAGGGUGAGGCUUGCAGAGUUGGUUUUGAGGUGUUUGAUCUGUGGUCUAGGUGUUCUUGCAGCUGUUCUUGUGGGUACUGAUACCCAGGUUAAAGAAAUCUUCACAAUCCAAAAGAAAGCUAAAUUCACCGACAUGAAAGCUCUUGUAUUUUUGGUGAUAGCCAAUGGGUUAGCUGCUGCAUACUCACUGGUCCAAGUGUUGAGGUGUGUUGUGAGUAUGGUUAGAGGAAGUGUGCUCUUCAAUAAGCCCUUGGCUUGGGCUAUUUUCUCUGGUGAUCAGCUGAUGGCAUACUUGACAUUGGCUGCUGUGGCGGUUGCUGCACAGUCUUCAGUGAUUGCUAAAUUUGGGGAGCCAGAGCUACAGUGGAUGAAGGUAUGCGAUUUGUACGGAAAGUUCUGUAACCAAGUGGGGGAGGGAAUAGCCAGUGCAAUGGCAGUUAGCCUUAGCAUGGUGGUCCUAUCUGGUAUUUCAGCUUUUAGUCUCUUCCGCUUGUAUGGAGGCAACAAUGGUAAGAGCAGUACAAGAAGGUAGGCUAGCUAAUCUAUUGCUUUUCACCGUCUUUAGAACCAUAAAGAUAUGUAACUCCAUGGCCUUUUCGUAUAUGUGAAAAGAAAGUUAGUUUCCUGUUCAAAUAAUAAAACAAGGAUGGGGCUUGUGGAGUUUGUCCAUUAAGUUGUGUAUGUUGCAUCUGAACUACUAAUUUGAGGGUUUGAUUAGUAAUUAAAAGAAAACGCAUCAAGAAUGAAUUCCAGCA